Messenger RNA from Diachasmimorpha longicaudata, 1020 nucleotides. RefSeq names its product large ribosomal subunit protein uL16m (gene mRpL16). Gene Ontology annotation, biological process: mitochondrial translation. The coding region runs from base 215 to 952 and encodes 245 amino acids. The transcript has 8 exons. Gene Ontology annotation, molecular function: rRNA binding; structural constituent of ribosome. Gene Ontology annotation, cellular component: mitochondrial large ribosomal subunit; ribosome. The record is from RefSeq and is a predicted model, not a curated record. NCBI's taxonomy places the organism in Eukaryota, Metazoa, Arthropoda, Insecta, Hymenoptera, Braconidae.
GUUGACUGUAGUGAGGUCAAAAAAUAAAUGAAAGAAAUGAGAGAUUGAAAAGAAAUAAGUGUGUGUACGUGGCGUGUGAGAAGGGGAAAUGUUGAGGUACGCGUGUGCCUUUUCUCUAUGAGACCCAAAAUGAGCUCAAAGAUCCCUUCCUAAUUGUCGGAGACCUAACCUCAACCCAAAACACGAGAAAAACUCGCCUAAUUUUUGGUCAAAAAUGAUGCUGAGUAAAUUUAACCCACUGCGUGCCCUACUGUCAGCUGAAAAACUAACGCCAGUGAUGACACAAUCUUCAGGAUUCAAGAAUGUACCACCUCCUAAGGAAUUCAAAAAUGUUGAGAUGCCGGAGAGAGGGCGAUUACGACCUAUGGAGAAGGUACCUCAGUACCCUGCGAAUAUAAGGCCAUUCAAAAUGCAGAAAAGAUUGAGGUACAUGAGGGGUCCAGAGAACGUUCACAAUCAGCUACUUCAUAAACAAUACGGGAUUGUUGCAACUAGCGGUGGUAGAUUACGAUAUGAACAUUUUGAAAUGAUUCGUAUGUUCUUCCUGAGGCAUAUGGACCUUGAUUCCGGCAAAAUAUUCGCCAUGUGGAGAGUCGAUCCACCCUGGCAACCAGUCACCAAGAAGGGUCAAGGACAACGAAUGGGAGGUGGAAAAGGACAUAUUAAUCACUAUGUUACGCCCAUUAAAGUUGGAAGAGUAAUAGUGGAAGUCGGAGGACACGUGGAAUACUUUGAAGUGGAAGCCACCCUCAGAAAUGUGGCAGCAAGAUUACCGUUCAAAGCCGAAGCUGUAUCCUACCAGAGUAUGCUAGAGAAGCAAGAAAAAGAGGAAAUACUGGAGAAAACGAAUUGCAAUCCUUGGACGUGGAAGUAUGUUAUACAGAAUAAUAUGGGGGGAUGUCACAAUUGGAUAUCGAAGUACGACCUGAAAUAUUUAGGAAAGUAUCUGUAAUUUUUUCCAUUUUUAUUAUCCAGUAUUGAGUGAAUAUACUGAAUAAAGCUACAAUCAUUUAACGUGAA